AUGGAAGAGGUUCGCAUAUCGGACUGGCCCGAGCCACCUGGCUCCCAUGCAUGGCUGCCUGCUUACGGCUUCCAGCAUGAAAUAAUGGAAAAAGACGACUAUUUUGGCUCCAAUGGUGACAAUGGCAGCACUCACGCUCUGUACCUCGAAACAAUAGUCGAGGAAACAAGCGAUGAUUUGCGUUCUGAACGCUCUUCCGCAGCAACCUGGUUGUCUGAUUCAGAUGCCGACUCGGUCAUACAUGUCCGCGGUACAGCAGGAUCGGAGUGCGACAGCGAAUCAGAGCGGGAAUGGGCAUGCCCGGCGAAACGACGGAGACGGGAGCGAGCCGCUUCGCCUACCAGCAUCGGUUCCCUUUCACGUUCAUCUAGCCUCGCGCAGUUCGAAUCACUGGAACGAUCCUGUGCCGCCCCCGUUUCUCCUAGUCUAUCGCCGGAUUCCCUCGAAUCGCCUCCCGCGUCGCCGCCACCAGUGCGUCCAACCCCUCGCGCCCACCUCUCCGCAGAGAACCUCAGUGAGGACAGCGGCUACAGUGAGCGCGCGCGCCGACCGCCACCGCCCGCCCGCCGCAGCCCGCCCGAAAUAGCGCACGGGCCGGCCGCCGCCGGCAGCGUGCCCUGCCUCGUCUCGCCCAGUGCCACGCGUCGCCAGCCCCGCGCCGCGCGCGCUCUCUCGCUGCCCGCCGAGCUUGACGUCUGCACCGAGCCGCGCCGACACGCGAAUCACACCGCGCGGUUCCGUCAGACCUUCGAAGUUUGUGACAGUUUCACCGUCAGCGUGGCCGACCUGACGGCUCUUGACUACCGCGGAGGCCCGCGGCGCCCGCGCCUGCCUCCGCCGCCCCCUCCGCGCCCUGCACACCAGCCGCCCCCGCCGCCAACCUCAGUCGAUGUCGCUGACACUGUUAAGCACCCCUCUAGGGCGACCCCUGCUCGGGAGCCGAGCACCGGAAGCGACUCGACGACCGAGUCCGAAAGAGCUUUCGCCAGAGAAAUGGAAGCUACUGCACGACGACUAGAUGAAAAUGCGAAAAGAGCACUCGCCGGCAGUGGAAAUUACGACCGUGAGCUCUCCGUAUUGACUGCACGAAGAUUACAGGAUUCGUGGGGCGCAUGGGACGAUGUCCUCGAUGAGCUUCGCCGAAGAAUGGAGCCGUCGUCGCCGACGCCGUCUCCGCCGCACUCCCCGUCGCCGGAUCCAAUACCUGCCUUUUCGUCGACACCGUUACGUUCGGGUGACGCACGCGUCCGCUCCACACCCGAGUUAAGAGCGCGAGCGACUCCGCACCGCGAAACUCCAGAAGAGUUACGAGCGUCCCUGCAACUUGUAGCGCCGCCACCACCCGACUCAGCGCCGCCUGUGCGCUCCGUGUCGGCCGGAUCGAAAGGAGUCACUUUUUCACCGGUAGUAGCUGAAGUGAGUUGGCGUGAAGCGAGCACGAGUAGUGCCGAAAGCUCGAAGCGAACGACGAGCGAGAGUUCGAGUGCGAGCAUAGACGGGGCGGACGCAGAGGUAGUGGUUGUGGAGGGGAGCGGCGAGGGACCGCGCGCGCCGGUCGCAGAGUGCGCUGUUGCAAUGACGGAAGCGGGCGCGCGUGCGCCGCGCAGCCGCAUCGCCGGCUUCCUCUCGCGGUUCGCGAACUUCCGAUUCUCAGGGCGCAAGGAGAAAAAGUCAAGGGGCGCAGGCGCGAACGGACGAGCUAGCAUCGGCGGUCCGCCGACGACGGCAGACGCGGGGCAGGGAGUGCGAACGGCGGCCGCCGGGCCGCAGUAUGUGCGCAUCCCGCUGAAGGAGGAAGGUGUGUCACGGGCGGCGGCACCCCCCGCGGCGGGCGGCGUGGCGCACAAGCCGCCGAGGCCGCGUCCGCCGCCCGCCCCGGCGCCCGGCGUGCUGGAGACCGACGUGGACACGCAGCGCACGGUGCUGCACGCGCGCUCGCUCCUCGCCCUGGCGCCGCCCGACCAGCGCGCGCCGCGCCCGCACAAGUCCAUGGAGUUCCUGCUCGACAAAGACAGCGCGCAGACAGUACAGCCUCCAGAAAACGAGUUGCAAAAGAAUUCCGACCGUGUGCUCUCGGAGCACGAACUGCGAGUCCAGAGGUCACUGCAGAAACUCAAUGUACCGGAAUGGUACAAAAAUGCUCCAGCCCCUCGAGAGGGCUUUCUCCUCCGCAAGAGGCUAUCUGACGCCUCGGCGUCGGCGACCCGUUGGAGUGGACUCAACUCGAAGACAACGUCGCUUGGCAGUCUCGGUGCGAAUGCACAACCGCCCCCACCCCAACUGUCUCCACACACCACCAGCUUCGGAAGGUGGUCGACUAGCCGGCUUAACUCGAAUCAGACUUCGCCCUGUUCUUCGACACGUAGCAGCAUUCGAGGCACGAGUCCUUUGUGCUCUCCGUCUACUAGGUCUUCCUUCAGUGCUCGACAGCCUUACCUUGGCUGGAGAAGUCAAGAACGACUAAACUCUACUCCGCGGACACCCCAUGAAAGGCUAGCUUCAUCUCUUCUUCAGCAGACAGCAUCAGCAAAGGCUUCAGAAGAAAUCCAAUCUUCGAUCAAAGAGGUCACAUCAGCGAUAGUACACUACGUGUCGGGCUUGGAGCCGGCCAACGGUGACAUAGACAGGCAACCUUCGCCGAGGUCCAGUCAGAAGUUAUAUUGGGUGGAAAGCUCGUUUGUUGGUACAAAACCACUAGAUUCACCACAAACGCCUCUGGUGGUGUCGGACUCGCUGCCCCCUCCUCACCCGCGGCCGCCGUCCUCCCUCCGCCUCGACCACCGUGCGGCGCCUGACUGGCAAGAUUCUCAGCGUUCCUUAAAUCUGGGUAUAUCCAGACCUUCCCCGGGAUCCACGACCCUUGAAGACGUUUUGGACUCACUUCUUGGCCUUCCUUCUCAACCAACUAGGAUACCGACUCCUCAACCAAGUCCGAGGAAAUCAGCGAGUCCUUACUAUCUGUUAGGUGGCAAGAGUCCGCGUUAUGAGCAAUUAGCAAGUAGUGGCCACAGCAGCGUGUCCCCUGCCUCCCGCUUCAUCAGUACACCCAGUGGGUACAGCUCCUUCACCGACCCCAGCCCCGACCACGACCGACCAGGGAAGGAUACAGUUGAUGUUCCGGCGACAAUGCAGGAGUCCAGACGUUCGAGGUCGGCCCAGGGCGAACAUUCCCGCAGGAGGAGUGAACCCUUCGCCCACCCGAGUGCUUCUCUAGAUCGGCGCACGAGCCUCGACGCUGGAGCUCUUCGGCCCGACCACCAUCUCACCCAUCACGAUUCCAAAACGUCCCUCGCUUCCUUGCAAACCGAAAACAGUACGGAUGAAGCUUUCGUCAAAUGCAAAUACCCGAAAUGUUCAUCCCGCUCACCCCUCGUAGAUGCCAAAAGACAUUACAAAACGUGUCACAACUGCACAACGAUGUACUGCUCCAAGGAAUGCAGGCGAGCUCACUGGGAAAAGCACAGGAAAGUUUGUCUACAUUCGAGAGCCAGUACGCUGUGCAGGCAGAUCAUUGCGGCAGCGAAGGAAGACGCAGAUUCCUUGCACCAAAUAAGUACAAUAGCUCAUAAAGGAUACUUAGCGCAAGGUAGGGGAGUCGUGAAGGUAUUUUUCACGAGUCCAGAAGCGGCGGAGAAGUUCACGACUCACGGCUACCAAUACUUGAGCGAGCCGGAAUUCGUGAAGUGGACGUCGCUUCAACCCAACGAAAUGGGAGCGGAACUAUAUACCGAAGUAGUUAAACUUUGCAAGGCGUACAACCCUGAGACGAGGGUCAUAUUGUACGUCGCAGUGUGCAUAAUAAGCGAAGUGCCAACAAAAGGUGCGGUUAAAUGGGAAAGACAGAUGGUGUCGAGAUGCGCCAAAUUACGUCUUAGCAAAACGGUAUCCGCAGCGAUACAGGAACAGAACCGGAAACGAAACAGGAGAGACAGUAAAGGAACGCCCGAGGACAGAGAGACCCUCAUCCUGACGUCGAAGUUGACGAACGCGGGCGAGAAAAACGCGGCAACGGCCCACAAGUUCAGAGAAAUAUGCUUUAAAAAUAUAAUAAAUGAAUUGGAAAGUAAGGGCGUGAUUCUGAAGAAGCAUUUUCCUGAAGUAUAUUCGCGUCUAGCGUCGUACGUGGACGGUACAAGCGACAGGUUCAUCCCGAUGACGAUAUAUCCAAAAGACGUCACGAGCGGCAAGUCGUUUGUGUGUGUGAUUAUGCCAGACAAUGACACGGACAGUACUCCUGUUGAUGGGAAAGUGGUCACCGUAGAUGUUGGUAUCGACCGAUCGAAACACCAGCUGUCGACUCCGAUGUGAUUUUUGUAUUACACCUUCACAUCAAUGGUGUUGUAUAUAUUUACGCUGGAUUUUUAUAAAAACAUUGACAUCGCUCAAAGCUGUAUUCUUAUGAGAAAUUGUCUAAAGUUUUUGCUAAUUGUUUGAUAUUCUCUUCUCGACUAAUGAAUCUCGUAUGUGGAUCGGUGUUGAAUGUUCUCCUUAUAUUUAUUCAAUAAAAUUUUCAUAAAUUAUAUAAUGUGUGGGCGUAUGAACCUGCAAAUUAAUCUUGGAUUAGGAAAAUUAUAACCUAAAACUAAUUCGUCACACUAUAUUAAGAGACAAAUAUUAUUUAAUAGUUUCUUACAAACAUAAAUUAAUAGUUUAAUUAGAAAAAUAAAAUGCCUUUAAAACUUGAAUUUAGUUAUAAAUAUAAUAUUUAUUUGUUGCAAUAUUAAUUUAUUGCAUAUUAUAUUAGAUUUAUUUACCUACUGUUGUUGCUUAGAAAAUUUACAAUUCUGCUAGAAUAAGAACAAUUUGUAGUUACGUAGAGCGCAAAUAUUUUAAAAUGAUUUUAAUUUUUCUAAUAAAUUGAAAUAAUUAAAGCCCAUCGUUUAAAAAAUUGACAAUACUUUAUUAGACAAAUUAAAAAUUAAAACCAAACAUAAAAAUAUCCCAAUAUUCUUCGAAAAUAAAUAGUUUAGAAAUUUUAUACAAAGCUAUAAGCUUUUACAGCUUUGCAGAUAUGUUUUUUAUAUCAAAAUUUUAUAGAUUACAUUAUUCUUAAUGUUUUCUUAGUCCUAAUUUCCCUGAUUAUUAUAUUAUAAAGAAAAAAUCAAUCAAAAGACACUUUUUAUUGAUUUAGAAGUCAGAAAAACAAUAUCUCAACGUUGAUUUUUACCAUUCAUAUUCAUUAUACACGCUAAACAGACUGUUGUGUGGUUAACUUAAAAAAAAAAACUUGUGUCUGUCAUUUGAUAUAAAUAACAUUAUUACAAUUAACAGAAAAAUGUGGCACAAAUUAUUAUAAUCUCGAAAAAUAGUGCCAACCUAUCACCAAUAUUUGUGUAUAAUCAUUAAAAUUAUAAUAUUUCUGAAUUAGACUUUAACAAUAAAUUAUCAAUAUUAAAAAAAUGAGAGGAUUAAUAAUGUUUGUAAGAUAUUUUUGGACAGCCAACCAUGCAAAAUAAAACAAAAAAGUAGCUAAAAAAAAGAUUUAAAUAACUGUAAGAUGCUGCUUUUAUUUAAUUAAAUUGUUAGGUAUGAUAAGUAAUUAUUAAAUUUUUAAAAUCAAUAAAUUAAAGCAUGACCAGAAAAAUACGCAUAUAUGCUAUAAAAAGACUAUGUAUUAAAUUGAAUUAAUAAUUUCGUGUAUUAAUGCAUUAAUGAUGCAUUUAAUAUAUAAAUAAUUUUUUUAUAUAAUAGCAAACUCAUAUUGUAUAUUUAAAACUUUUAAUAGAUAGUGUAAUGUUUUUUAACCUUUUAUGUUGUUGUAAUUCACAUAUUGUUAUUGUUGUCAUAUUAUUGUGGUGUUCAAUUUACAAGAUAAUUUUAUUAUACGUAUAUUGUCCUUAACUAGAUUUAAAUGUGACAUAAAUGUGAGUUAUACGGUCUGUGUUCUUAUAAAUGCUACAUAUGAUUGAAAGUAUUGGACCGAGAUACAAUAUGGGUGCUUCGUGCCUCGCCUAAAUUCAUAAAGCUAACGCUAUUAAAUAUAUUCAAGAAUAAUAAUUAUGCGUGGCACACUGUACAUUAGGGCUUUAUUUUUAUAAUACGACUAAACUGUUUAAAUAUAUCUCUAUUAUUAAUUUGUCUAUUUAAAAACGUAUUGUGUAAUACGCGAUGUUGAAAAUAAAGCUCUUUGAACAUUCCAUUAACUAUCGUAAUGAAUGAUACUGCAUAUUUUAGACAAUUUUAACUCUUACUGUACUUAUUUAUAAUGUCUAUGAUGAAAUUCCUCGUAAAAAACAUAUUUCAUACAUUGAUAUAUUCAUACUGUUACCAUAUCAUUUGUUUUUCAUAGUCUGGUAUAAUAUAGAUUUUUUCAUCUAGUUGUCCCUAUGAUGUAUUUCAAAUAAACAGUGCAGCUA
Melitaea cinxia (Glanville fritillary) is the source of this 6356-nucleotide messenger RNA. RefSeq lists its product as uncharacterized. Bases 1 to 4308 code for a protein of 1435 amino acids. Lineage: Eukaryota; Metazoa; Arthropoda; Insecta; Lepidoptera; Nymphalidae. The record is from RefSeq and is a predicted model, not a curated record. Gene Ontology annotation, cellular component: plasma membrane; apical junction complex. Gene Ontology annotation, biological process: cell-cell junction organization. The transcript has 11 exons.